GACUCAUUGUUACCUUUCGUAACGCCACCGGGCUCCUUUUUCUUCCUCUCCUUGUCAAACCCUAGCGAACUAGGGCGCCCAAUUCCUUCUCUUUUUUCUUUUCAAAUCUUCGUUUUCCUCCCCCGAGUUACCGCAUUAGGUCCAAAUUCCUGUUCAGAAUGAUGCAACAACCAGGAGGAAUGGCCCGCCCUGAGAUGCCGAUGGAACAGCAGCAGCCCCCACAGCAACAGCAGUACCCCGCGCACCAGGCUCAGCAGCAACAACAGCAGCACUACGGUGCCGGACCGACGAACGCUGCUUCUGGGGGUGCCGGUGGCGGAGCCGAUGAGGUUCGGUCUCUGUGGAUUGGUGACCUGCAGUACUGGAUGGACGAGAAUUACCUCACCUCCUGCUUCUACCACACCGGCGAGCUUGUGUCUGCAAAGAUAAUUCGUAACAAGCAAACAGGUCAGUCUGAGGGGUAUGGUUUCCUGGAAUUCAGGACUCAUGCCACUGCUGAAAAUAUAUUGCAAACAUACAAUGGCGCAAUGAUGCCCAAUGCCGACCAGACCUUCCGGCUGAACUGGGCUUCUCUUGGUGCUGGAGACAAGCGUGCAGAUGACUCCCCUGAGCACACAAUUUUUGUAGGAGAUUUGGCUGGUGAUGUUACAGAUUACGUCCUGCAGGAGACAUUUAAGGCUGUAUACCAAUCUGUCAAGGGUGCAAAAGUUGUUACAGAUAGGGUAACAGGACGUUCCAAGGGUUAUGGAUUUGUUAAAUUUGGGGAUGAGAGAGAACAACAGCGGGCGAUGACUGAAAUGAAUGGUGUUCUCUGUUCGACUAGGCCUAUGAGGAUUGGGCCUGCAGCUAAUAAGAAACCUAUGACUGCUUCAACUCAGAAAGCUUCAUAUCAGAAUCCGCAAGGAACUCAGGGAGAGAGUGAUCCUAAUAAUACAACAGUAUUUGUUGGUGGUCUAGACCCUAAUGUAACCGACGACCAUUUGAAACAAGUAUUUUCUCAGUAUGGUGAGGUAGUCCAUGUAAAAAUACCAGUAGGAAAGCGCUGUGGAUUUGUUCAGUUUGCUGACAGGUCCUGUGCUGAGCAAGCUUUGUCAAACUUAAACGGUACCUUGUUAGGAGGGCAGAAUAUUCGACUUUCGUGGGGGCGCAAUCCUUCAAACAAGCAGUCGGAUCAGAACCAGUGGGGUAGUGCAUAUUAUGGCUACACACAAGGGUAUGAAUCAUAUGGUGGAUAUGCUCCACCUCAAGACCCAAACAUGUAUUAUGGAGGCUAUCCUGGAUAUGCGAAUUAUCAACAGCCACAACAGUGAAACAGGGAACGCGUACGGAGCUUGACCCCAGCUGAGCUUAGCUGAUUAUGAUAUUUGCUUAUAGGCCAUUGAACAUAUAUAUAUGUGUAAUAAUCUCGGGUGCCAUGGUACUUACAUUCUGUGUUGACUGUUCUGCAAUUCAGUUUUGGAGGAUUUUGGGUGGUGACUUGCAUGUAUUAUUGGGAUAGUAGUUUGCUUCUGUUAUGCGAUUUGGGUCUUUGUAUUUGAACUUCUUGCUUGUCUUAAUUUUGAGAACCUGGCCGCUCCUGCAAAUUGGGAUGACUA
Messenger RNA from Sesamum indicum (sesame), 1595 nucleotides. RefSeq names its product polyadenylate-binding protein RBP45. The record is from RefSeq and is a predicted model, not a curated record. Lineage: Eukaryota; Viridiplantae; Streptophyta; Magnoliopsida; Lamiales; Pedaliaceae. Gene Ontology annotation, cellular component: cytosol. Gene Ontology annotation, molecular function: mRNA binding.